Varroa destructor (honeybee mite) is the source of this 6330-nucleotide messenger RNA. RefSeq names its product E3 ubiquitin-protein ligase ariadne-1-like. Lineage: Eukaryota; Metazoa; Arthropoda; Arachnida; Mesostigmata; Varroidae. Gene Ontology annotation, biological process: protein ubiquitination. Gene Ontology annotation, molecular function: ubiquitin-protein transferase activity; zinc ion binding. The record is from RefSeq and is a predicted model, not a curated record.
UAAUGCAAACCAUAGAUGUAAUUGAUUUUAGAAGGAUACUAAAAGCGGUCUGCCGUUUAACACAACCACUGGUAGAAACGACUGUGUAUACAACCUUUAUUUAUAACAAGUAUAUAAGGACGUGGUCUUUAAAAAACUUAUUUACUACGGUUAAUUGUGAGGAAAUGGGUCCAUCUUUAGGUACGCGUACACCCUCACAAGUAGUGGCAGCAUCUAGUAUAAUGAAACGACUGGGUACAAUGGUAAAACAGCCUUCAACCUUCCACAGGUUAUUGGACAGUAUGAUGCGGUUGCUUUUUAUGGAAAAACAGGUGCUGUUCCAUCCUCAGGGUUCUGCCUAUAGGAAAACGGUGAUAACAUCAAAUAACCUCCUUUGCGGAUCGAAGGUACACGACUCGUGUCGGCUAUAAAACGAAAACGAUAGGUAUGUGUUUAUCAUACUGUAUUGUUCCGCUUAGACAAAAUUUCAGGAGUUACUACGUUAUUGUUGGCUAACUUGUAAUUCUUAGCAUAAGUAAUGCCUGUAGAAGCCCAGCAACCUGUGUUUCAAUUGAAAAAAACUUUACUUGUAAGGACAUCAUGGGUCAAGCUUUCACAAAGAGGUUUGGGUAUAACUUUUAUGUAGCGAUCGAAAGCAACCAAAAUAGCUUAAUUAUAUAUGAGCCGGGUGUGGGUCUCAGUUUCGGCAACUGGGCUUGUUGCUUCUGUUAAGACCACUGCCCACUUAUCUCAAAUCCUUCCCUUUGUUUGACUCCGGGCCAACCUGGAUCUUCAUUUAAUAAUAUUACAGAUUAACAGAAUUUUGUUGCAGUCAUUAUCCAUCGUCCACAAUUGGAUCAUUUUAUUUUAUGAAGAUUUAUUGUCUCAGCUUAUUGCAAUCGAAUGUAUGCAGUGCAACUGAAAUGUUUAUUAGGUAACAAAUAAAUAAAUAAAUACAAAUAACAAAUAAAUAAACCGAGCUUUCAUCUGUUUCAAAGAGUUGGUUGAUAACUAUACGGGGUACGCCUGCAUUUUGUACCACCACUAUGAUGCAAGCAAGCUAAUGGUGCACUCAUCACAAAAUAUACUACUUCAGAAUUAAGGCGUCGGCAUGACGGCUCUAAAAUUAUUUAGAUCACAAAGAAAUGCAUAAGGACACAUUUAAAAUGGUGGAAAAUCGCCGAUUGGUUCAGUAAUAGGUUUUACGUUAAACAUAUAUGUGCUUAACGUAAAACCUAAUCUAAAUAAUAAAGCAUUUGAAUAAUAACUACACAUUUUCUGUAUUGACUGCAAAGCGGUGCAAAUAUCAUGCUUGUGGUCGAGACAAUAUGGAAUAGGGUAAACUGUGAAUUUUCGCUCUUUUUUUUGCUUCCUUUUUUCGUAAAAAUAAUUUUCCUGAACAUCCCAACUUUUGAUAUUAACGCACAUGAACUAAUAUCAUCGUUUUACAAAUAAAGCAUAUUCGUUCGAUCAAAAGGUUAACUUAUAAAAUAUAGGUCUACCAGUGCUCAAUACAUCGGUCCUAUUGACGGGUCCUAUACAAAUAACCUUUAAAAAGUCAAAUUGAUCGAUAAGCGUAUGUGAUUCUAUUUGCAGAGAGUAGACAAAUCGUGAAAAACAAUCUUAUCGUUUUUCGUCCCAGCUGCGCUACAUUCCAGUAUUGAGUCGGCCCUCUGAUGCAAAAAGGCGCCAUCAUACUUCGAACAGAGGCUACUGCUACCCCCGGGCGCUAGCCAGCCGCCGCUGCCACUGUUAUCGUCAUACUUGCCAGUUGCUUUGCCGUCGUUAUCUCUCCGUCUGGCUUCUCUAGGCAGUCUGGCGAAAGCAUCCCUUUGACGGAACAGGCGAACGCACGACAGAGCUUUCCCUGUCUGUCGUCCGCGUCUGCUUUUUUCGAGUAGUGGCUGUUAAUCGCAACACUAGCAGCGAACACAGCAUCAGCAGAAACCGAGGCAGCGGCGUCACACGCUACUCUAUAUCAGCACAGCACUCUUCUCAAAAAGUAAACGGAGCGUUUGUCAACGGCUCGGCUCAGCCACCGACGGCUGCGCGGCGACUGCCACUGCUCUCACAGCAAUAGCUGGCUGACGGCUUUGUUUUGUUCUGCUGCUGCUGCUGCUGCUGCUGCUGCUGCUGUGGAAGAUGCAUACCGCUGAUAUGUUCCCGCUGGCGUAGGCUGCUCUUUGUCUCCCUGUGCUGCUGCUGCUUCAGCAUAUCAGAACGGCAGCAGUGACUUGUGUGUUUUCGCCUGGUUAGUUCGUUGUAUUGUGGCGUUAACGUUAGUGGUAACUGUGACGAACGUUGGCGAGUGGGCGGCGAACAGUGGUGUCCGGCAGUCCGCGCUGCUGGUACCACUUAACGUAACCUGUGCUUACACUAUUGUAGUAUUAUGGUCUACGACGACUAGCACUCCGGCUGCUGUGCCGCUGCGGACGGCUGCCUGCUCUCGCUGCUGUUGCUGCUGCUGCUGUUGUUGCAAGUGCCGCCACCGCCGCCGUCGUCGCUGCUGUAAAGAAGAAAGAUUGCAGCACAAAUUUAACGUUAGGUUUGGUAUGGUGCUGCGGUGCCACUAUAUUUGCUGCUACUGUUGCGAAGUCGUUGUGUUUAGUGAGCUUAUGGUUGAUUCGAGCUGGCAGUCCGUGGCAGUCGGUCGGAUUUACGGCUGUACUGCCCCUAAUCACAUAGCGAGGGGUCGGUGACGAAGAUCCUUAUUGCCUGGAAGCUGCUGACUGGCCUCGCUAGUAUUGCUGCUGUUGGUAUUGAUGAUGAUAGUCGGUAUCGAACAAUAGCAGCCUUGAUGCGACGAGGAUUAUUUGUAGAAAAGAUCUAGUGGAAGGGGCACUAAGUGCGUUGAGCCAGUGCUACGAGUAUUGGCCCUAUUGCUGGAGGCAGUGUGUCCGUACCGUUCAACCAUACACAUACGUAUUUGUAUACAUAUACAAAUAUAUAUAUAUAUAUACACAAACAUAUUCAGCUAAGGUAACCUUGCUUGUUGGCCUUUAGGUGGCCAGUGGUCAACGUUUUUGGUGACAAUGAGCGUCGAAAGAGUGUGAGGUUUUUAUAUACUGACCUAAAAGAGUCUGUCGUUGUCGUCGUCGUCGUUGUCGUCGUCGUCAUCGCCGUCGUCGUUGUCAUCGUCGUCGUCGUCGUCGUAGUGCCGGUCGCCCGAAAGCAGUCGUGUAACAACAAUUAUGCUAAUUUGACGUCUGAGUGUAUACAGCGGUUCGGAUUUGAUUAAUCGCACGGUUAUGUUGCUGGUAACAUUGUGGUAACUUCAAGUGUAAUACAAAGUCUACAAACAACACCUUUUGCUGGCGUUGGCAAAAAAAACGUCAUUGUCAUCGUUUAGCUAUUCGUUUGUCAGGAGCGUGGUGAGUUUCGUCGUUCCGCUUACUACCAUUUUCACACUGUCACCACACUGUAUGCCGAGAAAGCCGAAUUCUAGACCAGGAAGAAUUCUACCUCAACGUGUAGAGUAAGCGAAACCUAAAAGGACGGAGUAUAGGUCUGCUAAACCUCAUCGUGACGGAAGUAUGUGCUGCAGUGAUUAGAAAUUUGAUUUUUUCGUACAUUGUGAGUGUUGUAUGUAAUUGUCGGCUUACGCUGUACUGGCAGCAAUCCAAUCGUCCGUGCACACGGUCGACAAUGGACAGCGACGAGGAGCUGGGUUUUGGUGUCGAUUCAGGUAAUGAAACCUCAGGAGAAGAUGAAGACAUGGGUCUUGAAGCUGAGCCGCUGGGAGCUGGUGGCUUUCCUGCUGGUGGUCGAAGGACUGAUGAAGACUCGCCUUACCACGUACUUUCCACGGAGGAUAUCGUUAAGUACAUGGUGGAUACGAUAAAGGAGGUCAACACCAUCGUAGAGAUUCCUCCAACAAUGACACGAAUUCUGCUCAACCACUUUAAAUGGGAUUUGGAAAAACUUUACGAGAAAUACUACGAUGGCGAUCAAGAAACGCUGUUUCAGCAGGCUCACAUCGUCUACCCUUUUAAAGGCUCGGCUUUGGCCGAUAAGAAGCAGCCUUCAGCAGCAAUGGAGGAAUGCGAAAUCUGCUUGAAGCGCGUACCAUGCAGUUCGAUGGCAGCGUUAGCAUGUGACCACCGGUUCUGCACCGAUUGUUGGAAUUACUAUCUUACAACGAAAAUUAUGGAAGAAGGAAUCGGGCAGACGAUCUCGUGUGCAGCGCACGGCUGCGAUAUUUUGGUAGAUGAUCAAACCGUAAUGCGGCUCAUAACCGAUCAGAAGGUGAAGCUCAAAUAUCAGCACUUAAUUACAAACAGCUUUGUCCAGUGCAACAGACUUCUACGGUGGUGUCCAAAACCUGAGUGCACGAAUGCCAUUAAGGUGAGCUACGUGGAGGCUCGCGCCGUUACCUGUAACUGCGGACACACGUUUUGUUUUGCAUGCGGCGAAAAUUGGCACGAUCCCGUUCGCUGUGGCCUAAUAAAAAAAUGGCAAAAGAAGUGCGACGAUGAUUCCGAAACGUCAAAUUGGAUUGCUGCAAAUACGAAGGAAUGCCCAAAGUGCUACGUUACAAUUGAAAAGGAUGGCGGCUGCAAUCAUAUGGUGUGUAAGAACCAAAACUGCAAAAUGGACUUCUGCUGGGUGUGUCUAGGUCCCUGGGAGCCGCAUGGCACGUCGUGGUAUAACUGCAAUAGAUUCGACGAGGUUGAGGCGAAGAAGGCACGUGACGCUCAGGAAAAAUCGCGGGGAGCUCUACAACGCUAUUUGUUCUACUGUAACCGCUAUUUAAACCACAUGCAGUCCCUGAAAUUUGAGAACAAUUUGUACGCGGCAAUCAAGCUAAAAAUGGAGGAGAUGCAACAACACAACAUGUCGUGGAUUGAAGUUCAGUUUCUGAAGAAAGCUGUCGAUGUACUCUGUCAGUGUCGGCAAACGCUCAUGUAUACGUACGUGUUUGCCUAUUACUUGUCGAGGAACAAUCAAAGCGCCAUUUUCGAGGACAACCAACGGGAUCUCGAGAGCGCGACGGAAACGCUUAGUGAAUACCUUGAGCGGGAAAUUACCUCGGAAAAUCUUCACGAUAUUAAACAAAAAGUCCAGGACAAAUACAGAUAUUGCGAGGGUCGACGGCGCGUACUCCUUGAUCACGUACACGAAGGCUACGAAAACGAUUGGUGGGAGUACAACGAAGAGAUGAAGUUCGCAAAAUGAUGGGCAGGUUUGCCGGUUGCCGACGACUGAUCCUCAAUAACACUAGCGACUACAAGUCAGAAAGAUAUGAUCAUGUUGCCGUCGUCGUCGGCAUCGUAAUUUGUGGCCACAUCGAUUAACCUAGCACCUUUGUGACCAGCACAAUGUUCCGUUCAGAAAUAUAUGAACUCGAGCGUCCCGCUCGCCACGAAAUGAUCCUGUCAUCAUUCAUUGAGUUCUGUUGGCAGGUGGCAGAGAAUAUCAGUAAAGAUGCUUGCCUUCCACUGGCAUUUUCGUCGACAGCCGGUAGAAUUGGCAGAAAGCAAAAGCCCUUCGGCUCUCACCGAUUCAAGAGGAGGGUUUUUUUUUAGCCCGUUUACGCGGCAGAAAAGAACAAGUUAAUAAAAUGUUACAUGUGUUCUUAACGGGCAUCAAAGAACAUACGGAAUAUCCUUACUUUUUGACCAUCGACCAUAGCCAGCAGUGAUCAUCAGUGGUAUUCUCCACUUGGCUAAGUAGCAGAAUCUGCUGGCCAUAGCUAUUACUACAACUUCUACUAUUUCUAUAUAGAUUUCUUUACAUAACUAGUUGGCAAAGUAGAAACGGUUACACGGUUGACUGCACCGGCCAGUUUUCAUUAUACGUGUACUUGCCCAAACAAACAUGUUGCCUUGAUAAAAAUCCAUUGGCUUUGUGUGGUCUUGGGUAGCGGAUGGAAAUGGCCGGAAUAAAGGAACAGAUCACUACAUGACUGAGAAUUGUUACUUCCUUCUCCGUGAUUAUGGUGAUAAUAAUCCAUGAUAUUAUCAUUAAUUGAUAAGAAUGUCCAAGUCUAUUACGGUGAUAAGAAAUAAUGAUUAUAAUAGCGAUGAUAGUAUUGUAGUGGUUGAAGUAUGAAGAAUAAAUAGACAUUGCGAAAAACUUUAUUAUUUAGCGCAUUGAGAAUUGUGCCGUCGUUGUGAAUGCAGAGAAUGCUCUCGACCGCUGAGUGGGCUACUGGCCAAACGGGAAGUGGCUCAUAUUGAUAGUGGUCAAUGAAUGAAAUUCAGAUGAAGCGAAACCUGGGAGCCACUACGACUAAUGAGAAAAGAUUGUAGCCAGGGAAACCCACGUUUCAAGAAGUGCGCGAAGAAAUAUUUUGUACAGCUCUAAAGCGAUUCUUGGUAGACUGUAGAGAACAUGGACGUGUCGAGUCGA